Molecule: messenger RNA, 693 nt
Organism: Penicillium verhagenii
Lineage: Eukaryota; Fungi; Ascomycota; Eurotiomycetes; Eurotiales; Aspergillaceae
Product: mitochondrial 54S ribosomal protein mL54
Exons: 2
Coding region: 1-693 (230 amino acids)
Cellular component (GO): mitochondrial large ribosomal subunit
Molecular function (GO): structural constituent of ribosome
Source: RefSeq, a predicted model, not a curated record
AUGCUGUCUCGGCUACCACAGCAACAAGCCCUGACAUGGACAUCAUCACCCGCACGCCAGCUACCUAUUAUUCGCAGUCAAUUCAACCGAUUCUACAGUGACAAAGGCACCAACCCGUCUGUCGCUCCCUCAUCUCCUCCUAGCCCCCGUCAACCUACAAUUGGCGAUGUCACCACCCCGUCCGCCAUUUCCUCCGCAACCCCCGGUAUCUCUCAGCCUUUGAGCACCCCCGAUGCUGUCCACAUUGAUGGUACUGCCACCAAGCCCGUUGUCGAGCGCCCACCAAGCAGCUGUCCUGCCGGCACUAAGAUGAACGGCCUGAAUUACUUCAAGAAUAAGCCCGAGAUCCUUGCGAAGGAGGACUCGGAGUACCCCGACUGGCUGUGGGAUCUUUUGGGUGAUUCAAGCAAAUCGAAGGCCAAGGAGGGCGGAAUUGACCCCAGCACCUUGAACAAGAAGCAACGAAAGCGUUACGAGAAGAAGCUCGCCGCCCGCGUUGGCGUUCUCCCUCCCAAGAUUCCUGCCCAUCACCACGCCCACGACAUCACACCAGCCCAAUACAACCGCGAUGGCCCCUCCGAAGGUAUCACCGACGCCACCGAGAGUGCGGAACAGCGUAUCGAAGUGACCAAGAGUGCUCGUCAAGCCCGUCGCAAGACCAUCAAGGAAUCCAACUUCCUGCGUGGCCUGUAA